This is a messenger RNA of Paraphaeosphaeria sporulosa, 597 nucleotides long. RefSeq lists its product as uncharacterized. The record is from RefSeq and is a predicted model, not a curated record. The transcript is spliced from 5 exons. Bases 1 to 597 code for a protein of 198 amino acids. Gene Ontology annotation, cellular component: fungal-type vacuole membrane. Lineage: Eukaryota; Fungi; Ascomycota; Dothideomycetes; Pleosporales; Didymosphaeriaceae.
AUGCGUAUCGCAUGCAGAGUGGAGGUUGAGACCCCCAAGAAGUUGACCGAUGCCAAUAGCAGUGCUAAUACGGAGGGCACACCAUUGUUGGACGACGAAACUGGUACAGCCAGAGACGAGCCAAGGGCAAAGGUCAGGAUGUGGACGCUGCUCCCUGAGAUCAGUAGGGAAGACCAAGCUGUGAUGAUGAGUCUGUGGUGUUUAUUUGGGGUCGACUCGUUUGCAUCAGGAUUGAUACCUCUCGCUUGGGUCAUUCCGUGCAUGGUACGGCGUUCACGAAGGACAGCUGGAGUCACUUUUCUUCAGGACAAGUAUUAUUGCUGCGGUGUCCAUGAUCGUGGCUUCCUUGCCCGCCAAACGCUUCAAGAAUGUUCAUUUUUCACCCACCUUCCCUCCGCCGUCACACUAGCGCUUACUCCCAUCCCAGGUCCACUCGUAGACGAUGGUGUCUUCUGGGUUGCGCUUGUAGCUGCAGGUAGUCUUAAGGAAUGCUAUGAUUUGGGUCUCCUUGUGGUUUUUCAGUCCUAUGAUCGGGAGAAGGCCGAGCGGGAGAGGGUUGCGGGUGACAGAAGCGCUACAAGCGGAGAUGACGUGUAA